ACGCGAGCAUAAGCGUGUGACAUUGGAGCGGUUAUCUGCCGACUUCCCUUCUCCUGUGCCGGAGGGGGCCAGAUAGGGCCACGACGGGAUUUAGUCUGCAGCAGCGGUUCCGGUACGCCCACGCGCUGGCGAGUGCAGGGUCCGGGCGUGUGCGAGGUGCUGCGGGUGGGACGAUGGCGCCGAAACGUCGGGCCGUAGCAUUGCUGCACGUGGCGUGCCUGCUGGCGGCGGCGCGGCUUGCGAUAGGGUCAGACACGGUGCUCCUGCGACCGCGCGGAUGGCCGCAGGUCGAGUGCGAGCUGUCCUCGCUGCACGCCGCGCACGGCGACGACAGCCGCGCCGACUUCUGGAUGCGCGGCUGGCUGUCCCGCCAGUUCUACCGCUGCCGCCUGGACGCCACCGACGACGUCCGCGACAGGCUGUUCGCGGCCAGCCAAGGAGGCCUCCUGCCGCUCACCGCCAGGUGGACCAUCAACCUCAACAAGGGAGGUGGAAGGCAGUACCCGGAGCUGACGACCUCUCCGACGCCGUCGUUCGCCUGCGCCACCGACGGAGUGGGAGCCCCCAGCACGCUGCCGGCCGCUCUGUUCCCUCUCCGGGCCCGCCGGCGGACGGUGGGAAGGGUCGGCCAGUGGCACAAGUGCGUCCGCGUGUCCGCAGGCUACCACCCCAGCCCCUUCACCGCCGGCGCCCCUCUGGUCAGGGUCGCUUUCCGGGGAGGCGCGCCCACCGUCGUCUGCGGGAUGGGCGACGCUAGCCGGAGCGCCGUGCCCGCCGUGCAGAUGCGAGGUCUCCUGGGCGCGCCGUACUCCUGCUUCUUCGCCUCCUACCUGGACUUCCCGGCGCUCAAGGGUCCCCCAGUCGGCCUAGUCUUCCAGAGGCAGAUCCUCAACAAGUGGACGACCAAAGAGUCCGACACAGAUGCUGCCGCGUUCCUCCCUUCCCAGUGCUGGCCGGCCGAAGACAGCACCGACGAGUCUUUCGACUUCGACGUGGACUUCGACGGUAAACACGCCCAACGGUGCCGUUUUCAAGGAGACUGUCCGCUGUGCGGUCAAGAUGUGUCACCGACGCAGCCCUCUACAGUUUCCUUUACCACUGCAGAAGAGUCAGCCAGUCCUGACGAGACAACUGUCACAGUAGCCGCGGUCGCCAGAAGAGCACAUUCCCGUCCAAAAAAAGUAAAGGCGCCAGGUUCCAAGCCACUUCUGUUUGAACGCCGUCUCUGCACUUACCACUCCCUUGACGAAAACAAUAGCACUGUUGUGCACCAGAUAUCAUGUUUUGGAUAGCUAUUCUACAAGCAAACUGUGAUAUGUAAGUCUCCCCCCCUCCCCCCUUCCACUCCCUACCCAGCCUCACACCAAAUUUGACGUUUCUUUUACCAUUCAUAACAGUGGCGAGCUAGUAACAGGGCGUGUGCUCGAUGCUUUCAGCGCAGACAGAGUCGAGAAUUCCCUUGCACCGUCGCCAACAUACUCCGUCAUUGCUUCACGCCACACGCUCCAAGCGUUGCCUGUCAUGGUAACUGUCAACCCUGGGGUAAACGCUACAUUGAGCCAGCGUUUCUGCUAUUGACUCUACUUAAGAACAUUUAUAUGCUCCGAAAAUUAGCUCUGUUGUUUGUUCACGUUGAAACGUCCCCUUACAAAAAUUAUAAAUGACUGUGCUUAAACUGACACACAAUAUUUUUAGCGCAACGCAAUCUGACUUUCAUAAAUCCCUACAAAAGAAUGGCCCUGACUAACAAUAACCUAUGCCUUUCAUGAAUCACUUACCUCACAAAAAUCUUCGUUACUCAAACUACUGCAAUAUAGCGAGCGUCAAUACUGCCAGCUAAAUAAAAGAUUGUAACUACUCAAGGCACUAACUACUGAUGGGCAUAGUUAGCAAAUGAAAGAUUUUGAUAGAGAACAAACAAUGUAAUUAACUUAAUAGUGUUCAAAAGUCAUCAUAUAUAUAUAUAU
Messenger RNA from Schistocerca cancellata (South American locust), 1967 nucleotides. RefSeq lists its product as uncharacterized. Bases 174 to 1292 code for a protein of 372 amino acids. Lineage: Eukaryota; Metazoa; Arthropoda; Insecta; Orthoptera; Acrididae. The transcript is spliced from 2 exons. The record is from RefSeq and is a predicted model, not a curated record.